Molecule: messenger RNA, 391 nt
Organism: Ceratina calcarata
Lineage: Eukaryota; Metazoa; Arthropoda; Insecta; Hymenoptera; Apidae
Exons: 2
Source: RefSeq, a predicted model, not a curated record
GUGCGACGGGACUGAAGAAUAUGACAAUCAACGUACCAGCAGUGGUACGAUCUGGUGACACCGUGACGCUUUCCUGCCACUACGACCUGGAGGGGCAUUCAUUGUACACGAUACAAUGGUACCUCAAAGAAGUAGAGUUCUAUCGAUAUUUACCGGAGAGAGACCCGCCGUACAGUACAUUCAACGUCGAUGGAGUACACGUUAAUGUGUCCAAAUCGAAUGCGUACGACGUUACGCUAAUGGAUGUAUCGAGGAAGAUGUCGGGGAUGUACAAAUGCGAAGUGUCGGCCGGGAGCCCGUCCUACCAUACGCAAAUCAGGAGAUCCUUUAUGCAGGUAGUAGGUGAGUAGAAAUCUGAAGUUUAAGGAAAGAGAAAAAGAGAAACAGAGGA